Molecule: messenger RNA, 675 nt
Organism: Brassica napus (rape)
Lineage: Eukaryota; Viridiplantae; Streptophyta; Magnoliopsida; Brassicales; Brassicaceae
Product: transcription elongation factor 1 homolog
Exons: 5
Coding region: 174-554 (126 amino acids)
Biological process (GO): transcription elongation by RNA polymerase II
Cellular component (GO): transcription elongation factor complex
Molecular function (GO): RNA polymerase II complex binding
Source: RefSeq, a predicted model, not a curated record
CGUUCUCACACUGAGUUAUGAUAAAAACGGCGUCGUUGCUGUCUAGAAAAAAUAUCAAAAUUGCAUCUAACUCCUUUUCCCUUUCUCCCCCAAUUGACAUCUUUCUAGGGUUUCGUAUCUCGCUCUUCUUCGAGGAAUCGAUCUUGUGCAAUAAUAACAGGGGUGGUUAAGCAAUGGGGAAGAGGAAGUCAAGGGCAAAGCCGGCUACAACGAAGCGAAUGGACAAGCUUGACACUGUCUUCAGCUGUCCUUUUUGCAAUCACGGCUCUAGUGUCGAAUGCCAAAUUAAUAUGAAGGAGAUGAUUGGUAUUGCCACUUGUAGAAUCUGUGAAGAAAGCUUUAGCACUACUAUCACAGCUUUGAGUGAAGCUAUAGACAUCUACAGCGAAUGGAUUGAUGAGUGCGAGAGGGUCAAUACUGUGGAAGAUGAUGUUGAGCAAGAAGAGGAAGUAGAGGAAGAAGAAGUAUAUGAACAAGAAGAAGAAGUGGAGGAAGAGGAUGAUGAAGAUGAACGUGUGUCUGUUAAAAGGAAGUUUAACUACCGAGACGAUUGAUCUUUUUAUUGAAAACCAUGCAAGUCCUUUUAGACAUUUCCCUUAUGUUGUAAUAUCUACUGACACUCGUUGUUACCUAUCACCUUCGUUUCCUUUUGUUUUACAUUUACUGAAACAGUAA